This is a messenger RNA of Menidia menidia (Atlantic silverside), 234 nucleotides long. NCBI's taxonomy places the organism in Eukaryota, Metazoa, Chordata, Actinopteri, Atheriniformes, Atherinopsidae. The record is from the annotation of a GenBank genome assembly.
AUGUAUAAUUCCUUCUUACCCGCAGAAUACCAUCCACCAACCCCACCAAAGAAGACUGGUUUCCACCGCUACCAGUUCAUUUUGUUUGAACAGCCUCCACACACACAAGUGGUCCUCACUGAGCAGGAGAGAUCAUCCCGUGGUAAAUGGGAUUUUCCGGCCUUCAUCACAAGGUUUAAUCUGGGAGAGCCAGUGGCCACCUUGCAGUUUCUCACCCAGAACUCCAAAGACUGA